AUGAUGAAACCCAACAAAGAAGAAGUCCACAUUCAUCCCAGCCAACACACAAGUGGAGACCUGGCAGAGCGGCAUGCCAGUGUGCUGCUGGCCAAGAAUCCACAGGAAUUGGAAGCGGCCUACGACAAAUGGGCUUCGAAAUACGAUGAAGAUCUGAAAUUGAUCAGUGGAUUCGAUGGGCUGACGGAAACGGGUCUUCCAGCCGUCAAAGUGCUACUACGGCACUUUCCCACACUGAAUAAUCAAACAAUGGAUAUCUUGGACUUUGGAUGUGGGACGGGCCAUGCCGGUCUCUUUUUGUCGCGACAAUUUUCAAACGAAUACAUGCAUAGUCAUUUGGAUGGCUGUGACUUGAGUCAAGGUAUGCUCGACCAAUCUGUCAAGCGAGGUUGCUACCGAAACCUCAUUAAGGCCGAUGCCGACGACUGUCACUGUGAGGUGGAAUAUUACGAUGUUGUUUUGGCUGCUGGCGUGUUUGCACCUGGUCAAGCUCCGCCCUCUUCGUUUGAUCAGUUCUUGCGUCUCCUCAAGCCUGGAGGUCAUGCAAUAUUUACCAUUCGUGUCGGUUACUACGAUUCAGUGGAAGGAGCCAAUCACAAGAAACAUCUGGAAUUUUUGGUGGAACAAGGACAGUGGGAAAUGGUCGCCAAGACAGAGGAACCCUAUCUCCCGAGAGAAGGAGUGACGGCCUAUGUCUUUGUGAUGAGGAAGCCGUGA
Molecule: messenger RNA, 717 nt
Organism: Seminavis robusta
Lineage: Eukaryota; Bacillariophyta; Bacillariophyceae; Naviculales; Naviculaceae
Source: the annotation of a GenBank genome assembly